Messenger RNA from Recurvomyces mirabilis, 1806 nucleotides. RefSeq lists its product as uncharacterized. Gene Ontology annotation, molecular function: oxidoreductase activity; copper ion binding. The coding region runs from base 1 to 1806 and encodes 601 amino acids. The record is from RefSeq and is a predicted model, not a curated record. NCBI's taxonomy places the organism in Eukaryota, Fungi, Ascomycota, Dothideomycetes, Mycosphaerellales, Teratosphaeriaceae. The transcript is spliced from 5 exons.
AUGAGAGCCCUUGCAUCUGACUGCCUUCGCAUCCCCUACACGGCUAAUAAGCUUGCAGAUGGCUUUGCUCGCCAAGUCUAUCUGAUCAAUGGCCAGCAACCCGGGCCCUUGAUCGAGGCAAACCAGGGCGACAUUCUUGAGGUGACAGUCUUCAACGACCUCGAUGUGGAGAAUACAAUUCAUUGGCACGGACUACUUCAACGAGGCACUCCGGAUAUGGACGGUGUACCAGGGGUUACGCAGUUUGCGAUACCACCCGGCGGCAACUUCACCUACCAUAUGCCCCUCGGGGACCAGUAUGGCUUUUACUGGUACCACUCGCAUUUCAAGUCAUAUUAUAACGAUGCUAUACGCGGGCCGCUCCUCAUACACCCAUCCCCGUCUCUACGCCGGCCUUUCCAAAGUCUGGCUCAGACCGAGGCCGAGGAGAGCGCUCUCCUCCAGGCAGAGAAAGACGCAACGCCCCUGCUCCUCGCAGAUUGGUAUCACGAUCCCUCGAAUGCAGUCUAUCAACAGUACUUUCGGACGGGCGCAUUCCCUGGUUGUGUCGAUAGCUUGUUGGCUAAUGGUCACGGAAGAGUUCAAUGUCUUCCCAACAACUUACUCAUGGCAGGACCUGGACUCGACCUCAAUAUAACAUCUUCCGAGGUGGCCUCCAAAGCCUCCAGCAUGUCCCACUCUAUGGACUCGGGCUCCACUAUGGCAAGUUGUGUGAACAACUGCGCUACUACGACGGACGCUAUGUCAAUGAACCCGACUGCAUCGAUGUCUAUGGCCAUGAUGAGGCGUGCGACGUCGACGGUAGAGCUUAUAGCAGACAAAGCUGAGGGUGGGAUGGAGAUGUCAUCUCUUAACGCGCUCGGAUGUACGCCACCAAUGAUGUUCAAUCCUGGCUACAGCAUCGAUUCACUUCCGCCAGUUACGUGCACGAAUACGACCGCCGCUUUGCUCACAAUAACUAAAAUCCGUUCUCAAGGCUGGCUUGCGCUUCAUCUGGUCAAUGCCGCCGCCACUAGCAAGUUACAAGUCUCGCUGGAUGCACAUACAAUGUUCGUGUUUGCUGCUGAUGGGCUCUAUGUGGAGAUGCAGGAGGUCAAGGUGCUGCCAAUUGCUAUUGGCCAACGCUAUUCAGUCAUGAUCAGACUCAAUCAACCACCAGGGCAGUACUACCUCCGCUUUGCAUCCUACCCGGUCGGGGACAUGCAGCAGGUAAUCCAAGAUCAAGUGAUUGUCGACAUCAGCGAUGGGAGGCACGACAACAAUAAUACUUCAUGCGAUAAGCCGCAAUCAACCUGGAUGUUGCUGAAUGGCUCGGCUAAAGCUCAAGCUUCUGUGCUGAAUGAAAAACUGCUGGCUCCUCUUCUCCCAAAUAUGCCGCCUACCGCUCCAGCAGAUAUCACAAGGAUCUUCACGAUUAAUCAAACCGCUCCAGUGGUAUGGGUCGUGGACAAAGCCCCUUAUACAGAGGCUAAGACACCUGUUCUGCAUGGAAAUAGAUCAGAUGGCUGGACCGCCAAUACGACCUUGCACAUGCCUAGUAAUUCUACUAUCGAUAUCAUCAUGCAAAUCGCAGAUGCCUCGAUGGACACGAUGGGUCACCCAAUGCAUCUGCAUGGGCACAAAUUUUGGAUCUUGGGUACGGGCACCGGUUCGCUCCCAUUUUCUUCGGUCAUGAACGCUUCACCAUCCGUGAUCAACAUGCAUGAUCCUCCUUAUCGCGAUACGGUUGAAUUACCAGCAGCCGGUUGGGCAGCUAUCAGGCAAGCUUCAUCGCGCCUGCUGAGCACGUUUUUACCUAUGAACUGA